AUGGCGGACCCAAUACCCAAAGAAGAUGGCGUCGUCGUCGCCGUCGCCGACGACGUGGACGAGCGCGAUCCCGUCACCGACAUCGCGGCGAGCGAGGAGGAAGAGAUCACGGCCAUGAAGCGGCGCGUGGCGGAGAUGGAGGAGGAGGCCAAGAAGCUCCGCGAGAUGCAGGCGACGCUCGAGCAGCAGUCGGCCGAUCUCUCCGAGGACAAGGAGUCGGUUGACUCGCGCAGCAUCUUUGUCGGAAACGUCGACUACUCGGCCUCGCCCGAAGAGAUCCAGGCACAUUUCCAGAGCUGCGGCUCCAUCAACCGCGUCACCAUCCUCCUGGACAAGUUCACCGGACAACCAAAGGGCUACGCCUACGUCGAAUUCACGGAGCCGAGCCUCGUGGCGCAGGCCCUCGUCCUGAACGAGAGCGUCUUCAAGGGCCGCAACAUCAAGGUGACGCCGAAGCGCACCAACGUCCCGGGCAUGACCCGCGGCCGCGGACGUGGUGGAUACCGCGGCGGCCGGGGCUUCUACGGACGAGGCGGCGGCUACCCCCCUCGAGGCGGCUACCGCGGCGGAGGCCGGGGCCGUGGCCGAGGCUUCACGCCUUACUAG
Molecule: messenger RNA, 606 nt
Organism: Drechmeria coniospora
Lineage: Eukaryota; Fungi; Ascomycota; Sordariomycetes; Hypocreales; Ophiocordycipitaceae
Product: putative rrm-type rna binding protein
Exons: 3
Coding region: 1-606 (201 amino acids)
Molecular function (GO): RNA binding
Source: RefSeq, a predicted model, not a curated record